Molecule: messenger RNA, 3593 nt
Organism: Aspergillus nidulans FGSC A4
Lineage: Eukaryota; Fungi; Ascomycota; Eurotiomycetes; Eurotiales; Aspergillaceae
Product: Pfs, NACHT and Ankyrin domain protein
Exons: 3
Coding region: 1-3471 (1156 amino acids)
Biological process (GO): nucleoside metabolic process
Molecular function (GO): catalytic activity
Source: RefSeq, a predicted model, not a curated record
AUGGCGGCAGCUCGGGCCAUGCUGGAUAAGGUUCACCGAGACUUGCAUAUGUCUGAAGGCGAUAGCAAUACUUAUACACUAGGAAGAAUUGCUCAGCACAAUGUUGUUAUUGCUUGCCUGCCAGCAGAACAGUAUGGAACAAACAAUGCGGCCAGUAUUAUGACGAACAUGAAGCGAACGUUUCCACGAAUCCGCGCUGGAUUGAUUGUUGGGAUUGGCGGUGGCGUUCCAGGCAAGGCUGAUGUGCGUCUGGGUGAUAUUGUUGUCGGAACAAGGGUGAUGCAAUAUGAUCUUGGGAAAAUGGUGGGAGAUGGGCAGCUCCACCGGACAGCAUUUCCAAGGAUCCCCCACCAGCUGCUUGGAACAGCUGUGUCCAGCCUCCGGGCAAAGCACGAGCUAGAACCGAGUCGAGUUUCAUCCAUUUUACGGCAGAAACUCGGGGCAAACUUUGAAUACAAUCGUCCAAGCUUACCAGAUCUUCUAUACGAAGCGACCUACAACCAUGCGUCGCCAGCAGCUGGCUGUGAUGCAUGUGACCAUUCAAAGCUUGUACCGCGGAGGAAACGGGCCACGGACGAUGUGGUAAUUCACUAUGGCGCCAUUGCUUCAGGGAACCAAGUCAUGAAAACUGCUAUUAUCCGGGAUAGGAUUGCUCAGCAACUGGACGUCAUAUGCUUUGAAAUGGAGGCUGCUGGUUUGAUGGAUAUUCUCCCUUGUCUUCCAAUUCGUGGCAUUUGCGACUACGCGGAUUCUCACAAGAGUGAUGGAUGGCAGAGAUAUGCCGCUGCUGUAGCUGCAGCAUACGCAAGAGAAUUACUUGAGGAGCUACCUGUGGCAACAUCUGCGAGAAGUGACUACACGCCUGAUGACGGUCGAUGCUCAACACAUGGAAUGCAACAUGAACGCCGACGGCGCUUGCUUGACUCUCUCAAAUUCGACCAGAUCGAUUCUCGUAAAUCUACUAUUAAGACUGAGCACGCUAAAACAUGCCGAUGGUUCCUUAGCCAUCCUGACUAUCAAGCAUGGCUCGAUCCUGAACAAUUGGAGCAAAAUCAUGGCUUUUUAUGGAUAAGUGGCAAGCCUGGUGCUGGCAAGUCAACAAUCAUGAAAUUUGCAUACUUGAACAUGAAAAAGAAAGCCCGCCGCAUGCAUGCCGUUACUGCCUCCUUUUUUUUUUUCAACGCUCGAGGAGAACUCUUGGAAAAAUCGAUCCUGGGAAUGUACCGAUCAUUGCUACUCCAACUGCUAGAAGGGUAUCCUGAUCUCCAGGCAGUGUUGGAUGAUGUCGACCUAGUUCCUCCAAAUCAGAAUGACUGCCCUUCUUUGAAUUCUCUAAAAGGCCUCUUUUGCAACGCAAUCACUGCCCUUGGUCAGCGCCCAUUUACAUGCUUUGUUGAUGCUCUUGAUGAGUGUGAUGAGCAACAGGUUGCGGAUAUGGUACUUUACUUUGAAGAUUUAGCGGAGAAAUCUACAGCGAAUGGAGUGCCCCUAAGGAUCUGCUUUUCCAGUCGACAUUAUCCAUAUAUCGCUAUUCGACGGGGGAUUCGGCAUACACUAGAAGAUCAGCCGGGCCAUGCUAAAGAUAUGGAAACCUACGUCAGUAGCCGCCUGCAAAUUGGGGAGCCAGCGCUUAGAGAGGAACUGCAACCCCAACUUCUCUCGAAAGCUGCUGGCGUCUUCAUGUGGGUUGUCUUGGUUGUUGAUAUUCUCAACAGAGAAUACCGAAGGGGAGGACUGGCUCUGAGGAAACGACUCGCAGAAAUACCAGGUGAUUUAAGCGAAUUGUUCAGAGACAUCCUGAGACGUGAUAAUGAGAAUAUGGAAGAUCUUCUGCUUUGCAUUCUCUGGAUUCUAUACGCAAACCGACCCUUGCAACCAAAGGAGUUCUACCAUGCCCUGUGGUCUGGCUUGACUUUGAAGGCCGUCGUGGCUGUCAGCAGGCAAUUGGCAAAGACCGAACCUGACGGGCAAAUGGAAAUACCAAGAAAGUACCCGUUUCUGGAGUAUGCUACUCAGCAUGUUCUUGACCAUGCUAAUACUGCGGCAAAAUCAGUACCUCAAGACAAGUUCCUCUCUGCCUUUCCUGUUUCUGAUUGGGUUAAAGCUAGCAACCUUUUUGAAAAAAAAAAGGUUCGCAGGUAUAGCCCAGACAUAAACUUGUUUUACCUCCUCGCAGAAAAAGGACUUUCAGAGUUGAUCUACACAAGGCUGAAAGAUGAUCAAACUGUUCAUGUGUUUGGGGGAAGAUACAAGUACCCUUUAUUUGCUGCUUUAGCCAAUUGUAAAAGGGAUGCUGCCGCUGCUCUCCUAAUGACGCGUUCAAGAUUUUGCGACGGAGUUGACAUUACAGAGGGUCUAAACCGCCGGAAAGACUUGAAACAUUAUGAGACUCGGACACCGCUAUCUUGGGCUGCGCAGGAAGGUCGAGCUAUCAUUGUGAAGUUACUUCUUCAAACGGGUAGCAGCCUAAAUGCGGUGGACCUGGGCGGUCAAACACCACUUUUACGGGCUUCAAAGAAUGGUCAUGAGACUGUGGCAAAACUACUAAUCGACCAUGGAGCUGAUCUUAAUGCUACUAGCAAAGAAGGAAGGACACCACUGAUCCAGGCUUCAGAGAAUGGUCAUGAGGCUGUGGCAAGACUCCUGAUUGACCAUGGAGCUGAUGUUAAUGCCAGUGAGAGAGAUGGAUGGACACCACUGAUUCACGCAUCACAUAAAGGCCAUGAGGCCGUGGCAAGGCUCCUGAUUGACUAUGGAGCUGAUCUCAAUUCCAAGGAUAGAUAUGGAUGGACACCACUUAUCCAGGCCUCACAGAAUGGCCAUGAGGUUGUGGUAAGGCUCCUGAUUGACCAUGGAGCUGAUGUCAAUGCCAGUAAUAGAGAUGGAUGGACACCACUCCUUCGGGCCACAGAGCAUUGCCAUGAGGCUGUGGUAAGGCUCCUGAUUGACCAUGGAGCUGAUGUGAAUGCCAGUAGUAUAGAUGGAUUUACACCACUCCUUCGGGCCACAGAGCUUUGCCAUGAGGCUGUGGUAAGGCUCCUGAUUGACCAUGGAGCUGAUGUUAAUGCCAGUGAGAGAGAUGGAUGGACACCACUCAUUCACGCAUCACAUAAUGGCCAUGAGGCCGUGGCAAGGCUCCUGAUUGACCAUGGAGCUGAUGUUAAUGCUACUGGUGAAGAUGGACGGACACCACUUAUUUGCGCAUUAAAGAAUCGCCAUGAGGCUGUGGUAAGGCUCCUGAUUGACUGUGGAGCUGAUGUCGAAGCCAAGGGUGGAUAUGGAUGGACACCACUUAUUCACGCAUUACAGAAUAACCAUGAGGCUGUGGAAGAGCUGCUGAUUGACCAUGGAGCUGAUAUUGAUGCCAGUGAUGAAUAUGAACGGACACUGCUUGUUCCUGCAUUACAGAAUGGCCAUGAGGCUGUGGCAAGGCUCCUGGUUGACAAGCAAAGCAGAUAUCAAAUGCUCUAGGGGUUAAUCCUUGCAUUUUCUUCAGGUCUGUAUAUUAUAACAUAACAUGUUGUGACGCACCUAGUUUUGAAAGCUAGUGUCUGGCUGUGAAGCUUAAAAACAAUAAAAAAUGGUUUCCAAUG